ACUAAGCCGUAGUUAAAACCAGGCACACCUCACACUUGGUGACCAGAUUGACCUCAAAUCAUCUGGUCUCUCAACAUGCCAGUGCGCUGAGGCAGAGGUCACCAGCUGCUAGCUAGCUGCAGAGCGCCGGAGCAGGCGUUCACAGCUGCGCGCGGUGGCGUCCGCGCGCCUCCAUCACAACCGCAUGCUUGUUGUUGGAUCGAUUUGGUGAGAACGCGCCAGCACAAUCCAACCGCAGAAUAUAUGUAAGAAAAGUGUGCCGUCACAGAAAGAUCUGGUAAGAUGGACAUCGCCACAGGGGCAAUGAACACCCUGCUCCCCAAGCUUGGUGAGCUGGUGGUGGGUGAAUACAACCUGCAGAAGGGUGUCAAGGGAGAAAUCAAGGAACUUGAGAAAGAGCUCACAAGCAUGACUGCAGCCCUUCGCAAGGUAUCUGAGGUGCCGCCUGACAAACUUGAUGUGCAGGUCAAAAUCUGGGCCAGCGAUGUCAGGGAGCUAUCCUAUGACAUUGAAGAUGCCGUCGACACCUUCAUGUUGCAGGGAAUCGGGCAUGAACCUACCAUGGCAUUCAGCAUCAAGGGAUUCAUUGAUAGGACCAUCAAUUUGUUCAAGAAGGCCGUGACCAACCAUCAGAUCCACAACGUUAUCAAAGAUAUCAUGCAUCAGGUCAAGAUGGUCAAUGAGCGGCGUAAAAGGUACAAGGUUGAUGAGGUAUCUAAUAGGCCAAUUGUGGAGACUAUUGAUCCUCGCCUAGAAGGUAUGUACAGAAAGGCAACAGAGCUAGUUGGCAUUGGCAGGCCAAAGAAUGAGCUAGUCGAGUGGCUUAUGAAUGAGGCCAGUUCGUCGUUGCAGCAACCAAAGAUAAUUUCUAUUGUUGGAUUCGGAGGAUUGGGGAAGACAACUCUUGCAAAUGCAUUGCUUCAGGACCUUAAAGCAAAAUUUGAUUGCCACUUUUUUGUCUCCGUGUCCUUUAGUCCUGAUAUAAAGAAGAUUUUCAAGAAUAUUCUUGCCCAACUUGAUGAGAAUAAGUAUGGCCACAUAGAUGAAUCAUGGGAAAUAAAGUUGCUUAUUGACAAAAUUAUAGAAUUCCUCAAGAAUGGAAGGUGCUUGUGCGUGAUUGAUGAUUUAUGGAAAAAAUUGCCGUGGGAUACUAUCAAACUUGCUUUGCAGGAUAGUAAUUGUGGAAGCAAGAUAAUCAUAACCACUCGCAAUAAGGCUGUUGCAGAACAUGUUGGUGGUGCUAUUUAUGAACUAAAACCUCUUUCUAAUGAUGACUCCAGGGAGUUGUUGUACAAGCGAAUAUUUGAGUCUGCAGAUGAUUGCCCUUCUGAUUUCAGCAGUGUCACCAAAAAGAUCUUAAAGAAAUGUUGUGGUGUACCAUUAGCCAUUAUUACCACAGCAAGCUUACUAGCUACUAAACCAAGGUGCUCAGUGGAAUGGGAGAAGGUGAAUAAUUCCAUUGGUUCUGGACUUGAAAAUAGCCCCCAUGUGGACACGAUGAACACGAUAUUAAGCCUCAGUUACAAUGAUCUGCCUUUCCAUUUGAAGACUUGCUUGUUGUCUUUGAGCAAAUAUCCCGAGGACCAGGUGAUUAGAAAGGAUGUUUUGGUAUGGAGCUGGAUAGCAGAAGGUUUCAUUGCACCUGCAGGGUCAAGCUUGCAGGAGAUAGGGGAGGGUUACUUUAACGAGCUUAUUAAUAGAAGCUUGAUACAGCCCAUAGAAGCCUAUACCUUUGACGAGCUUGGAGAGAUGGAUGUGACUGCUUGCCGAAUACAUGACAUGGUGCUAGACCUCAUUGUCAAGUUGUCAGCAGAAGAAGGCUUUGUCACCACUUCGUUGUCAGAUGAUGGUGAACAAGCAGGUGCAUCUUCGUUGCAUCGCAGGGAGAUUAUCCGGCGGCUAUCCCUCGACAACAGCAGCAACGCCGAUGCCUCAAUAAAUGAAAGAAAUGUGCUGUCCAAAGUGAGGUCACUUGAUGUCUUUGGCCGUGCACAUUUGAUAAUACCGGCCCUAUCAAGAUUUCGUGUUCUACGUGUACUGCAGCUAGAUGACUGUUCUAGUCUGGAUAACGAUCACCUAGAGGAUCUCUGCAAGUUGGACCUACUGAGGUUUCUACGGCUACAGGGUUUGAGAAUUAGCAAGCUCCCCGAGAGCAUUGGCAAGCUGGGGUCUCUGGAGACAUUGGACAUCAGAGGUGCCGAGUCAGUAAUACUAUUGCCAAUGUCUUUCGCUAAACUAGGAAAACUGGUCCGGCUACUUGCUGAAGAAGUAGAACUACCAGAUGAUAUGACUCUAGAGAAUAUGAAAUCUCUGCAAGAGCUAGUAGGCAUAUGCCCUACUUUGCACGCCAUGACAAAGAUUGCUAAACUGAGAGAGCUAAAGGUCCUCAAGCUUGUCAUCGAGGAUGAAUCUGAUACAGGCAAUUUAGACAAAUUGGGUCCCACGAGCCUCCCCAAUUUAUUACAAGUAUUGGUGCUAAGAACUCCAUUAUUCUACUCCCUGGAUUCCAUGGCACAAGUUCCUUCUGGUCUCCGGAUUUUCAUGUGCAGUACCCACUUUACAGUAUUCCCAAGGUGGAUUGACCCAUCGCUCUCCCAUCUCACUGUCUUGUCCAUUUGUCUAUGGCGUGUGCGUGUACAGCCUGAGCACCUUGACAAGCUUGCUGAGCUGCCAUCUCUUCGCUUUCUCAGGAUACAUGCACUGCUCCCACCGCGUGAGCAGGAAAAGCUCGUUAUUCACAGCAGUCCAUCUGCAUUCCCAUGUCUAACAGAACUUCGGAUUUGGUGUCCCCUGAUGUUCCUUAAGUUUCAACCUGGGGCUAUGAGAAAGCUUGAAAGACUUUGCCUUGGCUUUGAUGCCAGAUCGACCAUUGAGCAUUUUCGGACCAGUAACUUCAAUUAUGGAUUUGAAAACCUCCCUUCUCUCCGACAUGUCAUCAUUGAGUUACGCGGGCGGGAAGCCCACGAUGAUAUUAGGAAGACUAUUAGUAAUCAUCCAAACCAUCCAUCGCUCAACCUUUCGUAAAAACAACUAAAGGAUGGAAGGGAAGCAGCUUCUGAUUUUUCGCUCAUCAUACAGUCAUACCUUGUUACGGGGUUUGGGGCUAAGUGUGUUACGUUUUUUAUGAAACAUAUUGAUGUGUUCGACGACCAACUCAACUUCAUUACUAUUCAUGUGUUUUGAAUAAUUACUUCCACCAUCAUGUAUGUUUUUUAUUGUAGCUGAGGAUGGAUUAUCAGUGUGACCUAUUUUGGACAUUUCAUCCACAUAAUAAUGAUCUUAAGUUAUUUGAUUGGAUUAA
Messenger RNA from Panicum virgatum (switchgrass), 3301 nucleotides. RefSeq names its product disease resistance protein PIK6-NP-like. Gene Ontology annotation, molecular function: ADP binding. Gene Ontology annotation, biological process: defense response to other organism. The transcript is spliced from 4 exons. The record is from RefSeq and is a predicted model, not a curated record. Bases 283 to 3024 code for a protein of 913 amino acids. NCBI's taxonomy places the organism in Eukaryota, Viridiplantae, Streptophyta, Magnoliopsida, Poales, Poaceae.